Molecule: messenger RNA, 165 nt
Organism: Penicillium expansum
Lineage: Eukaryota; Fungi; Ascomycota; Eurotiomycetes; Eurotiales; Aspergillaceae
Exons: 1
Coding region: 1-165 (54 amino acids)
Source: RefSeq, a predicted model, not a curated record
AUGGGGGAGGUCUUUCUCGACAAGACGAUCAGCCUGCUCUCGUCAGAGAAGCAGAAGGCCCGGUCGGAUGGUUUGGCAGGUUUGAUACUUUCUACAUUAUCUCCUCGCAGAAUCACUGGUCCUAACUCACCUGGCAGACUUGAAGCAUAUCUUCCAGCAGAAUAA